Messenger RNA from Haliotis rubra (blacklip abalone), 456 nucleotides. RefSeq lists its product as uncharacterized. NCBI's taxonomy places the organism in Eukaryota, Metazoa, Mollusca, Gastropoda, Lepetellida, Haliotidae. The transcript has 3 exons. The record is from RefSeq and is a predicted model, not a curated record. The coding region runs from base 67 to 456 and encodes 129 amino acids.
CGUCAAUUGGUAAAGUACUGGCGAUCUCAGUCGUACAGAUGUGUGACAUUUCUAGAUGAUGGGAUAAUGUCUGGUGAUAGUUUGAAUAGUGCAAGAAGCAUUGGGCUAGCUAUCAAGAGUGACCUGAUUAAAUCCGGUUUUGUACCGAAGGUUGAGAAGUCGUUAUGGGAGCCAAGUCAAGUUGUUGAGUGGCUGGGUCUUGUCAUUGAUACCAGAGUUAUGAUGUUGUCCAUUCCUACACGGAGGCUGGACAAGCUACUGUCGUCUGUCCGAUAUCUGUUAGAUCAUCCAGAUGUCUUUGAGAUUGCGUACGCUGAUGACAUUCAUAGCCUUUCAGGCCCAGGCAGAGAGUUGGUCAUUGUAUGGCUCGGUGCCAUGAGAGCAGCUCGUUGCUACAGGAGAGGCUCGUCGCCUUUUGAGAGGCUUGUCGCCGUUGGCUAUGCUUGGAGCCGAUAG